Messenger RNA from Paramuricea clavata, 7123 nucleotides. NCBI's taxonomy places the organism in Eukaryota, Metazoa, Cnidaria, Anthozoa, Malacalcyonacea, Plexauridae. The record is from the annotation of a GenBank genome assembly.
AUGGAGCAAGUGCGUCGAAUGCUGGAUUCUGUCGACAAGGCCUUUUCAAGCCAAGCAAAGGUAAAAAUUAAACUGUUAUAUUGAGUUGCAAUCAAAAACGAAACUGUGGCAAUAAAAUACAUCGACAAUUUUAAGGGAAACAUUAAAUUAACUUAACUUCAAAUAGACUUUCAUGCAGUCCACUGCUCAGAAAUCUAAUAUUGUGUUAAUUUCCCCAUAUUCCACACGCUGUCUUAUUGGUAUAGAGGGAAGGACGGGAUAUUUUAGGUAAGAUACUUGGAAUCAUACUGCAAAUCUGCAAUAUCACAGAAACGGAUCAUGAUUUUAUCAACAACUUUUGCCCAAACUUAAUUGUCACAUAAAAAAUUUAAACUUUCAAUCGAUUAACUUCCCUUCGUCGAGAACUUAGUCACCAACUUUCGAUUCCAGCGGGCCUUCGCUCGAAACGUCGAAAUUCUCCUUGUAUUUUUCAAAUAGAUAAAUAGUUUUAUUAAAAUUAACUUUGCAGCCCAAGGGCUGAAUUGUGUUAACUAUUACAAAAAUAAGCCUCAAUCCGCUAUAACAUGAUGUACUAGACUAAUAAAUACUUUAAAUUUAAUUAUAUCUUAAGAUUGUAAUGAAUUAUGUACAAUAAAAGUUUUCCUAUGUCGUUCUGUCUGGAAGUUAACAUUAAAUUUGUCUUAUCAACCCAAGUUUCGUUAUUAUUCACAUUACCUACACUGGCACUAAAAACCGUCAAAAAAUAAAGCAUUAAAGGUCGUCAGGUUUAGAUUACGGUUAUAUAGAGUCGGGGUUAGAUUUGGGUCAGGGUUCAAAUGAUGAAGGCAUGCACUAUUGCACGACUCAAAUGAUCACCCUUGUUGGGUAUCGUCCCGUUCGCCCGUAUUUCUCAAUUUAGAAAUCCUGGCUGUUAUAUCCAUUGAGAUAAUGUGACACAGGUGCAUCUACUGCUUAGCAUAACAAUGUAUACACGUCGCAGAUAAGGCAUCUGUAUAUUGAUUAUUGGAUCAAAAAUUUGUACACAAACUUAUAAUGGCAGUUGAAUAUAUAUCUCGAUUUAAUACGGCAACGUCCAAGCACAAAUCGCCAUUUUAUCGAUAUAUAUGUGCAAAUACGAGUAAAAGGUUGCGAAUUUUUACACCAAAUAUUAAUAAAGGCUUUUCGAAAAUAAAAGAUUGAGGAUGCUAAACCGAUAAUCUAUACAGGGUGUCCACAAAAAAGUACCCUCUAUAUAGAAAUCAGAUCUUUUGUUGUAAAAUGUGCGUUGUUACAUCUUUGGGAAUUUAUUAUAGCUUCUAAAACGAACAGCAACACAAAAAUCUAAAAUUACAAAUUCAAUACAGUCAUUUCGCGAAAGAAUGCAUUCAUGUCCAGUUAAAUUAAAUUCCCAAAGGUAUACCAACGCACGUUUUACAACAAAAGAACCGAUUUCAAUAGAGGGUACUUUUUUGGGGGACACCCUGUAUAUAUUACACAAGGAUGGGUUGUAGCGAAGUAGUUGCAGUUCGCUACUGUAGCGAACUACAAUUUUCAAGUAGACAGUAGUUUUUGACUACUUUUUUAAAACGGUAGCUGUAGUUAUAGCGAACUACAUUUUGCCUAAAAGUAGCCAAGUAGUUGACUACUUUUCAAACAGCGAAUCGCUAUUCGCUACUUUUAAAAAUUAUUAGCAACUUGAUAUAGAAUAGCAUGAUAUUGAGGUAAUAUCAACACUCAAUAGUCAAUUUGCACUCCUGAACACUGUAGUGCUUACAAAAAUGUUGCUUUGUGCUUACUGUUGCUACUCGUAAGUCGAUUUGUUACAGGUUACAUUACAGCCUGAGUUAGUAGAUGCUCCAAAUACAGUAAAACUAAAAAAUAUAGCGUAGCGAAAUAGCGAAAUAGUUCGCUACAUUUGUUAAGGAGUAGCUGUAGUCAGUAGCGAACUACCUUUGUUCAAAAGUAGCAGUAGUAAUUGUAGCUGACUACAUAUUUUUGAAGUAGCUGUAGUUAUAGCGAACUACAAAAAUUUUGUAGUCAACCCACCCUUGAUAUUACAGAGAACAGGAAACGCGCAAUAUACAUGCUGCUGAACACUUUUUAGCAGGUCCUUCAUUAUUUUAUUAAACAGUUUUAUUCAUGAAAUAGAAUUGUUUUGGCAUUGCGAGUUCAGUCUGCAAAAUUCCAGGGUUGUAAAAUGUUCUAACCACUCAAUUUUGGUGCAAAAUUGUGAGUGAGAAUUUACCAAACCUCGAUGCUCACACAUGCGUUGCGGCAUCUUUAUUCAAGCGACUUAAAUUUGAAUCCCAAAUGAGAAUAAUUUCAAUACUCGGACAGUAUCAGGGCAGGAAAACCUUUUCUGGGAGCACAACCUGGAGACCAACAUUUCCUACAGACCAACGGAGUAUUUUUGUGCCAAAUCUGCAUGUGCAUGCAUAAACCUAUAAUGUUGUAGGUCAAGGAAUAAUGUCUGUCAACCAUAUGUUGUUGCGUCCAUAGUGGGACAUGGGUGUUAAGGCUUCGUUAAAUUUUAAUUCAAUAGCAACUCUUCAUUCAAACGAAUUUCCUGCAGCUGUUUAACAUUUCCUGCGAGCAGUGCUCGCGUGCUCGCCUAUUUUUUCCACCCCUGGACAGUAUAGUGGAUAAUGCCAAGGGGAUGGGCCUGACAGCAAACGUCUAUAAUUGUGGUAUCUGUCAAUUUUAGAACCACUGUACGUUAAUGUUACAAAGCAAGUUCUUGUCCAGUCCGUUUUGGAAUGUGCGCAUCUCUGCCGAACUGAAAAAACCUGUGAGGCUUUCAAACACAGAAACGUUUAUGACGACGUCAACUGCCAAAUAACCGAAGGUGAACCUGAAGUUUCAACAGUGCUGGAAAAUAAUGCGAAAGAAAAAUGGGGACUUUACAUACAGACAACAAUUGACUUGGUAGGAAUUAUCCAAUUGUUUUUAAGACGUUUUACAAAAGCUUGCAUGAUAUACAGAUUUAUUGGUCUUAUAUAUUGUGGACAUAUCUUCGUCAGUCUCCUGUAAGAAGAGUGUUUCCGGUAUUACUCUACCAAACACCGCGUAGUAACUCGCGACCAAUGAAGAGAUGAUCCUUACUGAACAUCCAGGAGGAACAGUUUAGAAUUGAGAAAGCUAUCCAGCAUAAAUAAAGUUAGUUUAGUUUAGGUUUCCUAUUUUAGCAUUUAACAAAUAGGGAACCAAUUUAGGACUGAUAUAGAGCUAUCGAAUAUAAAGACAAUAAAGUAUAACAAUUUCAUCAAAAGUUACAUUUCUGCAUCAGUUACAUUGACUACGAAUAAGAAUUCAAAUAUUUUGUUUUUCCAUUCCCAGCCGGACUGUGUGAAGAAGAAUUUGUGCAAUGGGGCUGGACGAUGCUUGGCUGACAGCUGUGAGGCCGACGGCUUCAAAUGCAAAUGUUCUGAUAAUCAUUAUGGAAAAUAUUGUCAAUAUGAAAAGUUUUGUAAGUAAUAUAAUUUUUCCUCGUUCAUUUCCUCCAUUAUUUUCUCACUCUGAUAACUGCAGGUUCUUAGUGAAAUCUAGCAAUACGAUCAAUUUUCCUCUAUUUUAGAUGACUACGACAUAAACUUCCCAAACACCACGGCUAACAACUUCAUAGACCUGGGAACAAUAGAGAUGGAUUUUAAGGAGUUCACGUUCACCGCAUGGAUUAAGUUUAAUCCAGGAUUUACUAAAUACCCUCUGGUCUCAUACAUCGCUAAAAACACGACAGAAAUGUUCGCGCUUGCGUUUCGCUCAGAUGAUACAAGCGGGACGACAAUCGGCGCAUUUUCUGGAAAUUUACUUGGUCAGCAUGUCGAGUAAGUCUUUUUAAGAAAUAUUUUAUAUAACGGGGGUGGGGAGGUGAGAAGAUCAUGCCUCUGGAGUUGAAUUACAAAUGACGCGGCUCCAACGUGAUGAAAUUGAAGGUUUGGUAGCGCGCCCAUGGCUGCCAUUAUACAGCCAAUAGGGAGUUUACACACGGAAGACGGCGACGUCAGGACGGCGGCAAUCAUUAAUCAAAUAAUGACAUUAAUCCUAUAGCAUAAAACAAAUGAAGAAUUAAAAAGUCGAGCAGGGGUUUUGGACGUCGUUCAAGCUCUGUUGACAACGGCAACUUAGCAUAUUUUCACGUCUCGUAUAGUACACCAGCAUUUCAAGCUGUUACGGGUAGUUUUUUAUAUGCCGGACAAUAUAUGGAAAAUAAAAACGCCCUUUCGUCGGGCAAGAAGAACACAGCCCCCUAAUACGUACAGUGACGUUGCGCACCUGCUAGCAAGCUCAGAUCAGGAAAACUUUUGUGCUAUCACAUUUUCCAACCGUUUUUUUCUAGUACAAAUACCAUACCUAUAGACGAUGGUUACUGGCACCAUGUGGGAUUCGCAUGGUCUGGUGUUACUGGAGAGUGGAUCUUACUUAUUGAUGGUGUUCUGUGGGCGACCAGAAAUGUUUCCACAGUAGGGAAAAUAUCAUCAGGUGGUGUGCUAACCAUCGGGAAAAUUAUAGACAAUGGAGUAGUUUACCAUUUAGUUGGAAACGUAAGUCUUGUGAAUCUAUGGAGCACAGCAAAGACGGGUGGUGAGAUUGAAGAGAUAGCUAAACGACCUGGGUCAAGAGAUGGUCAUUUGAUCACUUGGUUUAUGGUGAAGGAUUUAAUAUCUGAUCUACGAAUCAUUCGUCCAUCUACGGCAGCUUUCUCAGGUUUUUGUUUUAAUGAAAAUAAUUCGCGAGGUCUGUCCUUAAUAGUCCAUUAUCACUACCCAUAUAAGAAAACAAGAAUGUAGAAGAACACGAGGCAAAAUUACAAUCUGACAACUAUAGCAGGAUCUGAAUCCUGACACAAAGAUGAAAGUCACAUAGAAUAGAAUAAGAAUAAUUUAUUUAAUGUCGAAUGACACAGAGUGCGGUUGCCCAAUCACUCGAGCCAGGGGCUCACGGUAGACUUGCUCGACAAUAAAACACUCUAAAACACUGCGACACUAAUACUAUCUUUAACAUUUAAAUCGAUUUAGGUAACGGAACCAACUACGAGAUAAAUCUACCACUCGCGAAUGUGAAUUAUCCAGGACCAUACAAAACCACGAGAUUUUUGUCAAGCUGUCUUUGGUUCUAUGGCAGUAAUGUCGAUGGAAACACAACCUUUUUUGUCUAUGAUACCGUGAACAUAUUUGGCAUCAGUUCAGUCGACAUGGUUUCCACAAUUAAUGGUUUUUCAAGCAAAAGGUGUGUCUCAUCAUUUCGGAAGCGUUUUUGGCGACAUAUGAAUCAUGUAUGCUACUGUAGUUAAGGGUAGGGUAUUUCAGACUAUUUUUUUCUGCCAUUAUUUCUGUGGAAAUACUGAAAUUUCUUCGCAUUAAUUAUGAGCGUCUGCAGUCUGGCUCCGCUGUGUCGGGUAACCACACCAGUGGUUCCUAUGUAUACAAUGGAAUGAAAGGGUGGGGGCAUCCCUUUAUGCAUACAUCUACCUAAUAGACAAUUCCCAUUAUAGACUAUUUUAGAACUAGGCAAGGAGAUGCAAAUAAAUCACCACAGCUAGAAAGAGCAUACUAAAAUUAGUAAAAUUGCAAAGUUUGGUUGCGAAAUGUUGUAAAAUGCAGAAAAUAUAGCCUUGCAAAGUUUGCAAAUUUUGUAUACUUUUGUAUUGCGUGCGGAAAUUCCUACCACAUUUGGGCCCGAAUGUGGUAGGAAUUCCGCACGCAAUACAAAAUGACUGAAAAUUUAUGACUGAAAGGCUGUAUUUUCUGCAUUUUACAACAUUUCGCAACCAAACUUUGCAAUUUUACUAAUUUUAGUAUGCUCUUUCUAGCUGUGGUGAUUUAUUUGCAUCUCCUUGCCGAGUUUUAAAAUUAGUCUAUAAUGGGAAUUGUCUAUUAGAUAUCUACAUAAUGAAAAUCUUUCUCUCCCCAGAAAUACUGUUAAAGGUUUCAGGCAAUGGCAUUUUCUUUGUAUACAAUGGAACGGAAUUGCGGGAACAGUCACUUAUUUUUAUGACGGCUACGCAGUUGAUGGCAAGAUACAAAAUGAGACGUUGAAAACACAACUACCUCCAGGAAAGAAUUUUAGCAUUGGUUUGGGUGAAGAUGGAAUAGGGAAGCUGACACAACUGAAUAUUUGGGAUUAUGAAAUAGCAGCGAGUAGUGUUAUAGCCAUGUCAUCUGGAGGAUUCAAUGUGCAUGGAAGUGUGAUGUCCUGGAGGAGUUUGGCGAAGUAUGUCCCCAGUGAAAGCAUCAUGAAUUACUGGAAUUCUUCCAUCUAUCUGCCAGGUAAGACUGAGGAUCUUAAUAAGUUCUUUGGAUUUCCCCUUGUUGUCAGUUAAAUAAAAUUCCAGUCAGCUAACAGGAGCCUCGCUGCGCCCCGGCUCUGCGAGCAAACUGGAAUACGCCAAAACUCUGUAGCCAAAGCAUUUGCUCGAAAGUGUCCACACUAGUAGCCGGCCUGAAUUUUGCUUCUAAAGAAGAAGCAGUGUUUGUCAACAAAGAAACUCUUUUUUGUUCCCCGAGUCCGAUUUUUGUUGCAGAAACAACGUUUUGCGGUUUGUUCCCCUUUACGAAACAUGGCUAGGAAACAAUGUUUCAUUGUUUGUCCAUCUUCGGGAAACAUGGUUAGGAAAUAAUGUUUCAUUGUUUGUCCAUCUUCGGGAAACAUGGCUAGGAAAUAAUGUUUCGUUGUUUCUCCAUCUUCGGGAAACAUGGCUAAACGUCUUUAAGUCUCCUGGAGUGUGAUGAAGUUCGCAACAUGAAUGUAAUAUGUUGGAAAUUCUAGUACUGAUUAACUGAAAUCUAGCGGCUCUUACAGCCGUAUAAUGAUGAAGAUAACUUUCUAAUAUAGCUGAGCACAAGUAACUCGGCCUAGCGCAUAUCAUGAGUUAAGCAUUAACCAGAUUCUCUCGUUCUGUUAUACAGGCUUUACAGUUCUGGCGAAGAGAACAAAAUGGUGCAACGACAAAUAUCCCAGUACAAACGAUACUUUAUGUCCAGGGCGACUUCUAGCAAGACUGGGAGGCCAUAUAGCUCGAGAAAAAUUGGAGUGGCGUUGUUUUUGCCCAGAAGCACUCUACGACGCAAAAUACACUUACAACUUUUCUACAUUAAGUCCGAGCUAUUACAGCAAAUAUAGCGCGCAAAUUGGUGCUAUGAACUGA